Messenger RNA from Coccomyxa subellipsoidea C-169, 1302 nucleotides. RefSeq lists its product as hypothetical. NCBI's taxonomy places the organism in Eukaryota, Viridiplantae, Chlorophyta, Trebouxiophyceae, Coccomyxaceae. Bases 1 to 1302 code for a protein of 433 amino acids. The transcript has 6 exons. The record is from RefSeq and is a predicted model, not a curated record.
AUGCAGGCUGAGGGAACGAAGAGCGUGCCGCAAUGGCCAACAGCAGCAGGCUUUCAUAGCAGAGCUGCAUCUGUAUUUGGAUCCCUGGAAGGCAGCAGCCUUGGAGGGGCUAGUGGCAGUAGUCAGCCCUGGUCAUUAAGUCAGGACCACGUCUUCAGGGCUGGGAAGGCCAAUGAUUAUAGCAGUGAAGAAGAGGAAGAUGCCCAAGAAAUCGAUCGCAGGCAGAGGGAGUUCCUUCCUGGCAGCAUGCUGGAGUUGGAAGGUGACGACAACGAAGACGAAGUCUUCAGGCCUAGUGCAGCCUUCUGCAAGGCGAUGGACAAGGAGCAGGAAUAUGACGACACUGAUGCCAUGGCGAUGGGUGAACGGCUUGAAGAUGUUGAUGGAAGACCGGCAGGGAACACAGAGGUGCUCGAGGAAAAUGUGUAUGAGCAAAGGAGCAGGCAGCAUGAAGCAGGAGCGCAGUUGGCAAGCACAGAGCCUGCAGCGCAAGAGCCAGAAGACAUGCAGGUGGAACCUAGCACGGAGAUUGUAGCAGAGCAUGGAUUGCCAGAUGCCAGCACAUCUGGCGCUGCUGCCAGACCAGGGACUGGGAACACAGCCGCGCAGAGCGCACCCGAGGAUUUGCCAGUCAGCACAACAGAGCAGGCCAAUGGAGAUGGAUUGAACAGCAGCGCACCUCCUGAGGGGCAGGAUGAGGAUGAGAAGGGCAGGAUCAAGAAGAGAGUGAGGUUCCAGGAGCCUUGGGUGCCCCCGCACCGCAGAGAUGACGAGAAGGGCGCUCAAGUGCGGAGCAGGCCCACCUCUGUGCAGCGUCAAGGUUUGCCACCACGCACCAAGUCGUAUGUUGCAGAUCAUGUGAAGAACCCUCAAAAGUACACUUGCUACACGCUAGAUGAGCCCAUCCUUGUGGGCGGCGGUGAUCAGGGCAGCGCUGCAGAUGGCGGCCAGGCGGACAUGGAGAGGGCAGCUCGAGCAGCAAUGAGUGCAGCUCAUUCCAGCUCACAGCCAGACCAGCCAGGAGUGGUUGCAGUCUUGCCUGCCUUCGGCAGUGGGAUUGAGUUCAGACCGCAGUCAAAACGCAGUAAAGAUGCCGUGCCAAAAUCCGAAGUGGCAGACAAGGCGAAAAAAGCCGGCAGUGUGGUAGGGCAGCUCAUGGAACAGGAAGACCUCCAUGAAGAUGGACAGGAACCGAUGGAAGUGGUGGCUGAUAUGGAGCGAGCAGACCCUGCUGCUGGGCAGCCACGCAAAACAAGGAGAAAUUUCCGGGCAAAAGCAGCUGUUGUCGAACAACUUGAAUGA